UGCAGAUCUGGAACAUGGAUCCGAUUCGCCACGAAGCCGUGGAGCGAGACAAUUUGACACCGUUGCUGCUCGCGACCCUGACCAACCACGAAGGCGCCAUCAGUUGCGUUCGAUGGGCACCCACGGGAAAUAUGCUCGCAUCUGCUGGCGAUGACAAGACCAUUGUGAUAUGGCAGCUGUCCAGCGACAAAACGUUCGGCGGUCUCGUCAUGAGCAACUUGGAGGGUGACGUCAACAUCGAGUACUGGCGCUACACGAAAGCCCUGAAAGCACACCUUGGUGAUGUCACGGAUCUUGCCUGGGCUCCGCAUGGCCGCCAGUUUGCAUCCUGCUCCCUCGACGGCGUCAUUUGCAUUUGGGACACGACAAACUUUACUCUUGCACACAAGCUCGAGUACCAUACGGGCCCUGUCAAAGGCAUUGCAUGGGACCCGGUCGGCGAGUUUUUUGCCAGCCAAUCUGGUGAUAACACAGUUGCAGUGUGGCAAACGCGCGAUUGGGAAGUUGUGCGAGCCAUUCAAAAGCCGUUCGAGCAGGCAAAGGAUACCCUGUUCUUCCGACGCUUGAGCUGGUCGGCGGAUGGCUCGUUUCUCGCCGCGACCCAUGCGUACAAUGCCAACAAAGCCAGUCCUGUGUGUGCAUUGAUUGAGCGCAACUCCUGGGCCUGCACUCGUGACUUGGUUGGUCAUGACGCGCCUGUCCAAGUCGCUAGAUUUAGUCCGUUCAUGUUCGUUUCACCUGAUGUCAAGGAUCCAAACCAGCGUUUGGCGGAGGCGCAGAAUAUUUGCGCUCUCGGGAGCCAGGACUGUGCCGUUUCUGUGUGGAAGAGCCCCAACGUUCGUGCGUUAGUUGUGGCCAAGUUUGUCCAUUCCGACUCGGUGACUGACAUGUGCUGGGGUGACUCGGGAUACGAACUGAUCACCGCAUCUUUGGACGGGACUGUUUGCUACAUGAAAUUCUCUCGAGAAGAGCUCGGCGAGCCAUUGUCGCGCUCAGAGAUGGCGCUGAAAUUGCGAACGCUGCAUGGAGAGGUCAUCGACGACAAUGCAGAGCCCUUCUUCAUCGCCGAAACGCCGGAACAGUUGAGUUUGUAUGAGCAACAACAACGGGAGCGCGCGGCAAUCCCCAUGGACACAUCGGUCGUGCCAGUGCACAACUUGCCCCAAAAGCCGAUUGCAGCAUCCAAGCUGCUCGCGUCGGCGCCCCAGGCAGAGUCCUUCGCCAAGGAUGGGCGUCGUCGAAUUCAACCGCAACUGUUGGUUGCUAGCACCGAUGAGGCAGAAGCCCCUCAAACGGCCUUGGCACAAGUGCGGCAACCUGCAGCAGUUGUGCCGCGGCGUGUCGGCCCUGGCAACGGCUUGACGGCUGUUCCCAAAACACUCGGGAUGGCAUCGAGCUCGGCUCAGUCGGCUGCUUCUUCGUCGUCUCAGCCCCCGCCGUCAUCGCGCGCGGCACCGCUGGCAGCUCAACCUGUGCAACGAAACCGUCCAGCGUUUGCGGUGCCCAAGGGAAUGCCCGCGACGACUCCAGCCGCCGCUGCUCCGCUCGUUCCUGCAGCCAAACCCCCCGUGCGGGUGAAUCCGAUGGGCAGUGCUGCUACUACCUCCACCUCCGUUGCUGGCCCGAUGACUGCAACGGCAACGACUUCAACCUCACGUGCUCCUGUCAGCCGUGGGGCCGGGUCGCAGCCAGAGUCCUUGCAAACGAAGGAACAGACCACGCGUGUGCAGAGCACCUUGCUGCUCUCUGCGCCAGAACUGCUGACCAGCGUCCAAAUCUUUUCCAACCAUAGCAACCAAGUUAUUAGUGUGUCGGCUGACGAGCGAAAAAUUCCUGUUGGCGACAGCACCCACAUCAAACUCGCCUACAUCACCGCCGUGCCCAACUCGGAAUCCGGGCCAAGAUGGCACACCGUGCUCAAUAGCCCCGUUCAGUAUCUUGCGUGCAGCAGCAACUUUGUUGUGGCGCUGUGUAAAGACGGCGAAAUCCAUGUAUUUAGCAUUCUAGGGCGAAGAAUUUUGCCGGCAGUUCGCAUCCCCUCUGGUGUGCACUUCCUUGCCAUUCACAACGAAGAAUUGAUUGUGCUUUCAAGGGACAAGCACUUGUAUAUCUGGAAUUUGGAAUCGCUCGUGUGUACGGUGCACGCAGAGCCGUUUAGCAGCGUGUUCGACCAACUUGAAGCCCAUGUCAUUGCAAAAUACCAGGUCGAAGCCACAAUCACCGUGACAGGAGUCAUUGUCUUGCUCGUUCCUGCUGCGUACCAGUGCUACGCGUUUGAUCCAUCGCUGCGUGCCUGGCUGCUGGUCGUGGACAACGCCAACCGGCUGUUUGCAUGCUCGGCCCAUUCGUCUCACCUCCCGUCCACCCUGCCCGCGCUGGAAUCCAGCAGCACUCGUUCCCGCUACGCGCUGCCGAAUUCGCUGGCGCUCGCAGUGAAGCAAGUGGCCGAGCAGAACGCUGCGGUCGGCCCACUGAAAUCCCUUCAACACAGCAUCGGCCCGGGCCCGCUCAGUACAGCGCAAGUAAUGUCCAGCGCUCUUGGUGGAGACCCCGACCUGCAGUGUGCAGCGACGGUCGCCUAUCUGGAGCACCAGAUUGCCGCGUCGGUCGCGCUGCUGUCCGUGUACGAGUACCAAUAUUGGAUGACCACUCUCAUCACCUUUCUGGCCGAUGCCGGUUUGACCAUCCGCCUUGGUGCCAUGAUGGAGUCACUCAUCCCCGCCCACGAAGAGAACAGAGAUCAACGGUUGGCACGAAUGCUCGAGCCAGCCGACCACUAUCGGCUCGUGGAAGCGCUGCUCGCCCGCCUAAGCUCGCUGCCCGGCUGCUCGAAACUGGCCACCAGUUUGCUCGAACGGCUACGAGCUGGCGGUGAAGCAAUGGCCCAACUUGCGCGGCCACACUACUAAAAUAAAGUUGGCGGUCUGGAACAGCCGCAUGUUUGUUUGUCACACACUCGCGCGAUCCAUUUUAUUGGGACUACUUGGACGCAGUAUCGUGCACAGCAACAGCAAGAAUGAGUUUUCAAUCAAAAUGUCAUGAAAUAACAAAUAAAAAAAACCCUUGUUUUGGAUUUUGUUAAUCGGU
Molecule: messenger RNA, 3087 nt
Organism: Capsaspora owczarzaki ATCC 30864
Lineage: Eukaryota; Filasterea; Ministeriida; Capsasporidae
Exons: 15
Coding region: 15-2909 (964 amino acids)
Biological process (GO): chromatin remodeling; DNA-templated transcription; regulation of DNA-templated transcription
Cellular component (GO): nucleus; HIR complex
Molecular function (GO): nucleosome binding; protein binding
Source: RefSeq, a predicted model, not a curated record